GGAUGAUAAAUCCCUCCUUAAUCCCUCUUUAGUGAUUUCUCUCACAGAUGGAGAAGUCGUCGACGGCGUCGUCGUCGUCGUCGUCGGAUCCGCUGGCGGUGGGGCGGGUGGUCGGGGAAGUCAUCGACGCGUUCAAGGGCGCCGUAGAGAUGACCGUCACUUACAGCGACAACAAGAAGAGGGUGGCGGUGCUCAACGGCCGGGAAUUGUCUCCGUCCGCCGUCGCAGCCCGGCCGAGGGUCGGCGUCCAUGGCGGAGGCGACAUGCGGUCCUUCUUCACACUGGUUAUGACGGAUCCAGAUGUGCCCGGGCCAAGCGAUCCAUUCCUCAGGGAACAUGUUCACUGGAUUGUGACCAACAUUCCUGGAACGACUGAUGUUUCAUUCGGGAAGGAGGUGGUGGCGUACGAGAGCCCGCGGCCGGUCAUCGGCAUCCACCGCUUCGUUUUCGUCCUCUUCCAGCAGAAGCGCCGCCAAUCGUCCUCGUCUACCGCGGCUCCCGCCUCCAGGGACAGGUUCUGCACCCGCCGGUUCGCGCAGGAUAACGACCUCGGGCUCCCUGUCGCCGCCGUCUACUUCGUCGCCCAGCGCGAGACCGCCGCCCGCCGCCGCUAGCUCAGCCGCCGCCGCCACCGCCACCGCCUUCUUUUAAUUUCAACUAUUGUAAUUAGUUCGGCAUUAAAUGCUAAUUAAUUAAUAAAGUUUUACUUUAUAAAA
This is a messenger RNA of Zingiber officinale, 716 nucleotides long. RefSeq names its product CEN-like protein 2. NCBI's taxonomy places the organism in Eukaryota, Viridiplantae, Streptophyta, Magnoliopsida, Zingiberales, Zingiberaceae. The record is from RefSeq and is a predicted model, not a curated record. The coding region runs from base 48 to 614 and encodes 188 amino acids. The transcript is spliced from 4 exons.